UAAUAGCUUCUACUUUUACAGAGCAAAGUUGCAGACAAAAGACAAAUAUUGGUUUUAAUUUCUCUCUUUCCUCAAAGCUUUCAACCCCAUUAAUGGAGGGAACACUCAAUUUUACAAAAUUUCUCUAAAGCUGUAAAAAAAAUUGAAAGCAUCAAUUGAAUUCUCUGUGGCGCCAUUUGUUACCACCUACCAAUCUUUCAAAAAAAAAUCAAAUCUUUUUCUUCAUUUCUGUUGUUUGUUUGCUUAAUUCGCAGCCCAAGUUUAAAAAGAUUUGAUUUUGAUGGAGGUUGAAGACAGAGAGAGCACGGAUUCCGGCUCCUUCAGCGGCAAUCACGACUCCGAUUCGCCGCCGCUGAGUGCAGCGGAGUAUGUCGCUCACGGCGGCGCCGGUGGUGGCGGCGGUGGGAUGUUGCCGGAGGUGGUGAGCAUGGAUUUAGGUGUGGGUGUGGAGAAGGCGCCAGCUUCGGCGGUGGAGGCUGUGGGCGGCGUAGUGGUGGUUGAUGGCGGCGUCGCGGCGGUUUUGGGCGGCGGAGGGGGAGGAAUUGGGGCGCGUGGGGGUGGCGGGAAUGGGGAUUUGGGGAAGAAGAAGAGAGGGAGGCCGAGGAAGUAUGACGCCGAUGGGAACUUGAAUCCGGCGUAUAUCAGGUCGCCGACGGCGAUGAACGCCGCCGCGGGUUUCACUCUCUCGACGCCGCGGUCGUUUGACAACUCCGGCCCCAAAAGAGGCCGCGGGAAACACUCCGCCGCCGCCGGAAACUGGCAAAUUCUUGCCUCUUUAGGUGAAUUGUUUGCAAACACAGCAGGAGGGGAUUUCACGCCGCAUGUUGUGACUGUACACACAGGAGAGGAUGUUGCUGGGAAGAUACUCACCUUUGCUCAGAAGGGUCAUCGAGGGAUCUGUGUUCUCUCUGCCAAUGGAUCUGUCUCCAACGUCACGCUUCGCCAGCCCGGCACAUCCGGUGGUCUACUCACAUACGAGGGGCGUUUCGAGAUUUUAACCCUAACGGGAUCAUACACCGUUUCUGACAACGGUGGCAUAAAAAGCCGAUCCGGUGGAUUAAGCGUUUCACUAGCUAGCCCCGAUGGCCGUGUGAUAGGUGGUGGCGUCGCAGGUCUGCUCAUGGCAGCCAAUCCAAUCCAGAUUGUGGUCGGGAGCUUCGUGCCAAAUGGCUUCAAGAUGCAGAAAAGGAAGCCGCAGAGCGAGCCAAGGAUGGCCCCAGCCGCCCACUGCCCUCCCGCCACUGUGACUGCAGCGACACCAAUAUCACAGGCGCCACCAGAGACGAACAUCUACCCCAACCCGGCAUCUCAGUACCCGGGAGAGGCCGACAACAGCUUAAGCAAUAAAGACCAGCCAAACUCCGCGUCUACUGACAACACUGCUGAUUGGAACGGCGCUGAUCACCACAGAGCCUACCCCGACAUUAACAUUUCAGUGUCCGUGGACGAGCACUGAUCGCAGGUUUCGGAUGUCGAAAACGAACUGCUUAAGUUAGCUCUAGCCUUUUAUAUUUAGAAAUCAGAGACGUUUUUCUGUCUUUACUCUUUUGUUGAUGACUCUAUUUCUCUUUGAACUUUGAUUACACUUCCUUGCUGAAAAUGAUCAAGUAUCUCAGCUUAUUAGUCUGAUCUUGGAUUUUCAUUUUGUCA
This is a messenger RNA of Salvia splendens (bonfire salvia), 1650 nucleotides long. RefSeq names its product AT-hook motif nuclear-localized protein 7. Bases 281 to 1456 code for a protein of 391 amino acids. The record is from RefSeq and is a predicted model, not a curated record. The transcript has 5 exons. NCBI's taxonomy places the organism in Eukaryota, Viridiplantae, Streptophyta, Magnoliopsida, Lamiales, Lamiaceae. Gene Ontology annotation, molecular function: minor groove of adenine-thymine-rich DNA binding.